AUGGUUUCAGCCCAAUACGGAAGACUCGGCUAUUGGCAGGAGAGAUAUUUGCACAAAAAGGAGCAGUUUGACUGAUAUGAGAAAUGGGCUGGCAUAAAAGAUAUCAUAACCCAAUACAUCCCAUUCGAUCAAAAAAUUUUAAACGUAGGCUGUGGAAAUUCAAAACUUGCUGAAGACAUGCAAGAAGAAGGCUACAUUUCCAUCAUGAAUAUCGACAACUCCCAAAUCGUCAUUGACGAUAUGAAAUCCUAUUACCAAGACAAAGAAGGUAUUGAAUUUGCUUGCAAAGACGUGAUGUCUAUGGAUUUUGCAAGCGGCAGUUUUGAUGCUGUUAUUGAUAAAGGCACUUUAGACUCCAUUCUCUGUGGAGACCGUUCUAAUAUUAUGGCUAGAAGAAUGCUUACCCAAGUCCACAGAGUAUUAAAACCACAAGGGAUUUUUGUCUCAAUAAGUUAUGCGCCUCCUGAAAACCGAAAUCGGUACCUAAAAUUGCCAGAUUUUACUUGGAAUGUAUUUGAGUAUAGAAUUUCGAAACCUGUGCUCUCUACAACUGCAGCAAUGACAAAAGAAGAUGGACAAUCAAUUCACUAUGUGUAUGUUUGCAUCAAAAAAAGAGUGAAUUUUAUCGAUGAAUAA
Messenger RNA from Blepharisma stoltei, 636 nucleotides. NCBI's taxonomy places the organism in Eukaryota, Ciliophora, Heterotrichea, Heterotrichida, Blepharismidae. The record is from the annotation of a GenBank genome assembly.